GUGUUUCACUAUGGCGAAGGAAUAAACAAACAGAGCGAGAUGGGUAGGAAAGCAGCGGUAACGUUGAACACACAAUCUCUCCGUCUGUGACUAACACCAGUUACAAAAAUAGUCCAGAGACUGGUGUGUGUAUGAGGCUUUUCGGCAGGGUGUGCACACGGUUUUUUUUUUUUGUAUUUGUGUGUAUGUAUGUGGUCGGGACACGGAUGCUGUCAGUGCGAAUAGCGAUGAAAAGAGCGAAAAUAGUUUGUACACUGAACGCCUCAGUUGAAGCAGCCGGUGAUACGGGCGAACCGUUACUGGACUCCGGACCGUUUCCAGGGCAACGCUGACCGAACGACCUUUUAGCUCAUAAUUUAACAUUUUCUCAUUAUAAUUCGCCUCGUAUUAUCUUUCCCCCUCAUCUUUAAGUCGAAUAAAGCUGUCGGGAACAAUGUUGACAGGAUCUAAAACAACGUUCAAAGUGAGACAAAUGCUUCCUGAUAUCAAGGAGAGGAUGCUCAGUCAGAGCGGGGUAAACGCAAGGAGUCGAGAUGUGUUCGGGCUGCGCUGUCUACCAGGCGAGUGUGUGCUUCAGAGAGCGGUCAUGGUGAGGAAGAAGUUGUCUGCCAGGGAAGGAAGAGGUUGGGUGUCUGGGACCCUCUUCUGUACCCACUUCAGAGUGGCCUUCGUACCCCAGGACAGUCCCAAACCUGACGACAAUGCAGACCCAGUGCUUUUAGGGGAUCAUGAUGUGGCUUUGGCGUCCAUAGAGAAGGUUGUGGUUGUGGGCCCGAACAGGACCAAGCUUGUAACACCAAACUCCUCUCUGAAGUUCACUCCGGAGGAGCUGGUGCUUUACUGCAGGGACCUGCGAGUCAUCUGCUUCCUGUUUGACCGCCUCACUCCUGACCCACAAGUCCUCGAGAUAACCUACACCAUCGCCAAGACCUACCAGCCUCUCAAACCAGGGUCAGUGUUAUCUUUCCAGAACGCCGCUCUGGGGAGUGUAGAAAUGAAGCAGUUUCUAAGCAACCGUCCUCGAAAUGCCCGCAUGAACUGGUAUGAGUCUGUCUCAGACUGGGAGCAAGAGCUGGAGCGGUGCGGGGCCACGGGGUGGAGGGUCAGCUCAGUCAAUGACCGCUUUGAGAUGUCCACCAGCUUGUCACGGUUCAUCGUGGUUCCACAGAAGGUUUUAGACACCGAGCUGAAGAAAAGCUUCGCCCACUUCAACGAAGGACGCAUCCCUCGCUGGUGUUGGCGGCACCCUCGAGGCAGCGAUCUGCUGCGAAUGGCCAGCUUCCAGAACAACAUCUACCAUGAGAAAGACGACAUUAGAAACCUGGAGCUGAUCCUGUUUGGUUGUCAGUCCUCUCUGUGUGUGGUGGUGGAGCUUGGCGAGGAGUUGCCCUCACCUGCAGAUAUCCAGCUGGCACACAGCCGCCUGCGGGCCCUCUGUCUGGGAGACAUCUCCACAUCUGUGUCUGUGCCUGAUGACAAAUGGUUAUCUACCCUGGAGAGCACCCACUGGCUGGACUACACCAGGUCCUGUCUGAGGAAAGCUUCAGAGGUAGCUUGCCUGCUACGCGGCGGCCACCUGACUGUUGCUCUGCAAGAGGCAGACGACCGGGACAUGAGUUGUGUGAUUUCCAGCCUGGUGCAGGUGAUGUGUGACCCCCACUGUCGGACCCAGCAUGGUUUCCAGAGUCUGGUGCAGAAAGAGUGGAUAAUGGCCGGCCAUCGCUUCAACAGCCGAAUAAACUAUCACCGGGACAAUGACAAGGAGGAGGCUCCAGUCUUCCUGCUCUUCCUGGACUGUGUUUGGCAGCUGCUGUCCCAGUAUCCCUCUCGCUUCCAGCUGACAGGCGACUUCCUGCUGGCCUUGCACGACAGCGUCCACCUGCCACUCUUCUCCAGCUUCCUGGCCAACUGCCAGCGAGAGAGAUGCAAACGCUCCCAGAACCUUGGGCAGUCUUACACACCCGUCAAUGGCUGGAGAGACGUGCUUCAUCCGGAUUCUUCCUCAGAUCCAUCUGACCCCCCUCUCCCCCCGGUCUGGGACUGGGCCCUUCAGUACAGCAAGUCAAGACGAGACCGCUUCACCCAACCCGUCCCCCCGAUCCCUCCCCUCCAGCCGCUGCUCAACGGCAACCUCAACACCAACCCAGACACACACAGGCUGACUGACACCAUCCCCGGCUCAGUCUUCCUCCUCUCUCGAGGAACCUUCUCCUGCCCCGCUAACCUGCUCCCCUGGCGCAGCAGCGGCAGUUCAGGCGUUUACAAGAAGAGCCACCGGAGGGCGGCGUCCUCUGAGAAUGUGCCCGGCCUGGAGAGGCUCCUCAAAGCUUGGGCCCUCGCUGACAUUCCUUCAGGUUUUCCCUCCACCUCCAGACCUCAAGGGCCACUCGACCCCUAUGAGCCCCUCUUGCCUCUCCUCAUGGGGCCCUGCAUGGGCCUGUGGAGGGAGUGCUACCUCCGGGGGGCGCUCCAUGCACAGGCCUUCUCUCACCCCAUCUCUGCAAACCACCUCCACCCUGUGGAGCGGCUGGCCCGGGAGGUGCAGCAGCUCAAGGACAAACUAGCUGAAGUCUCCACCUGCACAGAUUCAAACCCAACCACCAAGAUGAACAAUCCCAGACGGACCGACACCAACCUGAACCAAAACACCAACAACGGCACCUUCCUCUUCCCAGCACCACGGCCUCAGAGCGCCACCAUGCCCAGAUCGGCGCCCCCUCUUACCUCCACCAACCACCACACCUCCAGGGGCGCGCCCCCCUCCUCAGCUCCACCAUCGAGCAACAAGCACACCUUUCUGUUCGGGCACACUGCAGUUACAGAGGCCCGGCCUGACCAGCGUCAUUAUCCAGCACCCAACAACGCCAAGCUGCCUAAGAACAACGGGUCCUCUGUGGCUUCCUGAGGCCUGCUCCUCGUCUUAACUCACACAGACCGCUCCAUCCUUUAACCUGGGUACUAUAACUACCCCCGCUGCCUGCACAGUAUGAUGCUUCUGAGGAGAUCCAGCUUCCUAUCAAACAUUUAAAGAGAACUGCAACAGUGUAAAAUAAUCAAGAGCUCUUCACUCUGGUGUUUAUCAUCUGUACUGUAUUUAAAAAUGUGACCCUUGUUUUGUAUAUUUGUAAAGAAAAGUAUUCAAGACAUCACUAAUGAACUAUAUCAAAGACAAAAAGUGAAGGGCUGAAGACGCUUAAAAAUGUCAACCAAGAGAACUCACAUUAUCUCAAAAUGCAGUAGACUCCUUUACGAGACGUCACGUCACCCUUUAGGAUGGAAAGAAAUCCACUUUUAGCUUCUUAUCCAGAGCAGGAAUGGAGCGAUAAAGACAGUGGAGUGUUAAAGUGGGUCUUGAGAGCACUUUGACCUGAAACAUGACGGUGGAUGGACACAUAUCUGCCCUGACUCCUGUGCUCGUCAGGCUUCAUAUCUCAAGAAGACUUUUUUCUAACUGCUACCCUUUAGAUAUUUAUUAAGUCAUGAAAAUGUGCAAAGUGAAAGAUUAUGUUCAUGUUUUUUUUUUGUAUAUCAGCUUCUAAUAGAAAAGUAGAAUAAUGUCUGGAAAGUUAUCGUUUUUGAAAAGCAUCAUUUUUGAACUCGCGGCUCUGUGACCAGUGGCUUUAUUUUCAAAUUUAGGGCAUGAGAGCUAUUUUGGUACCGCACUCAUAUCUCUCCCCACUCGCAUGCAUGAUGGGAGCGGUGAGAGACCUAUAUUCUCUUCAGUUCAGAGUGUUACAUUAGCCUGUUUGUGUCUGAAUGAUCAUUUCAGGGCUUUAGUAUUAUGAAUUUAUCUAAGCUUUCCUCUUUGUUUCAAGUAUUUCUGACCAUUAUUGGUGCGUUUUUCAAUGUCAUACGUGUAGAUAAAUGUGAUUUCUCUGAUCAAUUUUAGUAUUAUUUUGAGCAUUUCCACUUUAUUUAUGGUGGAAUUAAAAGAUAUCCUGCCUGUUUAUUGACGUACCUUGAGAAGGUACCAGAGUUGGAAGCAAAGGGGAAGCUUGUUAUUUUCCUUUAAUCUCGCUCUUAUUUCCCCCCCCCCCCUCCAGCUGGGUGCUGUGUUAGUAUGCAGCCAGCAUUUAGGUCAAGGACUUGGAAGUGUCUGACUGUGUCUAAAACACAAAGGGAAGAAUCUGCUCCUGCGCCUUUAAAUCCACACAGGUCGACGACUCGUAGGCAUGAUGUGGGUGUCAAGUGGAAUGACUGGCAUCGUUCCCAAAAAAGGAUGAAACUGUUAUGAAAUGUGUUUUUUUUUUCUAAAAGUGUGUUCAGGCAGGAAACAGUCGUGAGAUGUUUAGUUUUUUGAAGCUGACCUUCUCUCAUGUCAAAAGGUACCGCACUUGAUAGCACUAUGAAUUAUUAAAUGUUGUAAAUAUUCAUCACAUCAAUAUCGAGGCACAUUGAUGUCACAGCUUUCCGAGAGUGAUGCCAACGCAUUAGCCUAAAAGAAAACACUAGCUCAGUGUUGUCGUGUUCCAUUAAACAUCUAAUCUGAUCUUCCUCUGCACAGUUGCUCUGCGUCGUUGUAUAAUUGAAUGUUUUUGGUACGAACAUUACCUAAUUUGCCAGAUGUACAUAUUUUUUGUAUCAGCAUGUUUGGAUCCUGAUGAAUAAAAAGUGUUACGAGCUCAGAA
Labrus mixtus (cuckoo wrasse) is the source of this 4628-nucleotide messenger RNA. It is a transcript of the gene mtmr11, whose product is annotated as myotubularin related protein 11. NCBI's taxonomy places the organism in Eukaryota, Metazoa, Chordata, Actinopteri, Labriformes, Labridae. The transcript is spliced from 17 exons. Bases 434 to 2905 code for a protein of 823 amino acids. The record is from RefSeq and is a predicted model, not a curated record.